AUGUCGCUCCUUCGAUGCCAGGUUCCCGGGUGCAUGCGCACUUUCAAACGGUCCAGCGACUUGACCAGACAUGUCAAUUUGUCACAUAAACACUAUGGUGUUGAUCCUUCUACACCACCGGACCCUCGAUGCCCAAAUUCACCUGAACAUGAUUUAUUCAAUGACCAACAGCCGUAUUCACCCCCACCACCUCCACUUCCUAAAGAAAGAAAAAAUUAUCAUCCCUUUUUACAUGGGGACAUUUGCACUGAGGAUGGUCGUCCCCUUUCUGCCAGCUCAUCUCCUCCUCCACAAGUUGAAUCACAGAACCCUUGGGAACCAUGCUCCGGGGAGGCACAAUUCUGCAUCAGUAACCUUCUGUUCAAAAAGGUUCAGAUGUCCCAAACCAACAUCAACGAGCUCUUCAAUAUCUGGAACCUCCAUCAACAGGAGCUUAUGAAAACUGAUAGCCCCUUUGAAAAUCACAAAGACAUGUAUAACAGAACCUCCUACCAAGUUUGGUACCGCAAUCCUGCUACCGUUAUUGCCAAUAUCCUUGCCAAUCCAGAAUUCAGACACGACUUCGAUCCAGCACCUUAUGUACACAUCAAUCGUAAUGGCCAGCGAUGCUGGGCUGAUUUUAUGUCGGGGAAUUGGGCUUGGAGGCAUGCGACUCAAAUUUAUGAAAAUGACACAACUGACUGUGUAGAUGGGGCAAUGCUUGUUCUAAUAAUACUGGGUGCUGAUAAAACAACAGUUUCAGUGGCAACUGGCCACGUCGAGUACCAUCCUCUGUACCUCUCCUUUGGAAAUAUCUCUAAUGCUGCUCGGCGAGCUCAUCGGAAUGCUGUUAUUCCAAUUGGAUUCCUUGCCAUCCCAAAAUCGGGCCGCAAGUAUGACAAUGAGAGCAAUCUUCGUAUAUUCAAAAAGAGGCUCUACCACAGUUCUAUCUCUGCAAUUCUUCAAUCCCUCAACCCGGGAAUGACAAUUCCCGUAAUACGGAAAUGUCCUGAUGGUCAUUUCCGCCGUGUGCUUUAUGAGCUAGCUGCACUUAUUGCAGAACAGGUUUAUCUGUCAGGUAUUGUUUCAGGAUGGUGUGGACGGUGCCAGGGAAUUUUCUCUGAUCUUGAUGGUCCAUCCUCAAGUGAUCGACGCAGUCGUAAGAUUGACCAAAUUUUACGGGAGGAAUAUGGAGGGGAAGUCCGAUCCUUCAAAGAUUCACUUGUCGAGUGGUGUCUGGAUUAUCUCACUACUACACAUGGUGAAGCUAGAGCGAAUGAAAUUCUUGAUGAUAUUGAUAGGCGGCUUGCAGCAGUUCCUGCAUUUCCUGGCCUACGACACUUCCCUCAUGGACGGAGAUUCAAGCAGUGCACAGGAGAUGAUUCCAAGGCAUUGAAACUUCAAAUUCAGCCCCAAGUGCCAGGACUAGUUGAAUUUUGGUAUUCCACACAUGCCACUUAA
Molecule: messenger RNA, 1440 nt
Organism: Lentinula edodes (shiitake mushroom)
Lineage: Eukaryota; Fungi; Basidiomycota; Agaricomycetes; Agaricales; Omphalotaceae
Exons: 7
Coding region: 1-1440 (479 amino acids)
Source: RefSeq, a predicted model, not a curated record